Messenger RNA from Acanthosepion pharaonis, 894 nucleotides. The record is from the annotation of a GenBank genome assembly. NCBI's taxonomy places the organism in Eukaryota, Metazoa, Mollusca, Cephalopoda, Sepiida, Sepiidae.
AUGGUAGUAUGCAUAAAUUAUUGUUUUUGCUGCCUUUCUUCUUCUUCUUGUUCUUGUUCUUUUCUUCUUCUUCUUCUUCUUCUUCUUGUUCUUUUUCUUCUUCUUCUUCUUCUUCUUCUUCUUCUUCUUCUUAUUUCUUCUUCUUUCCUACUACAUUUGCUAUUACAACCACAGCCACAGCCACCCCACAACCACCUAACUAACAAUUUUCCUUUCUAUUCUUCUUCCUUUAUAUGCAGUGUCCAUUCAGGACGUAGGUUAUUGCAAUACAUAUACAUCUUUUCUUCGUCUCCUCUUCGUCACCUUCUUCUUUUCUUCUUCUUCUUCUUCUUCUUCUUCUUCUUCUUCUUCUUCUUCUUCUUCUUCUUCUUUUCUUCUUCUUCUUCUAUAUUUUACAUUUUCUUCCCAUUCUUCUUUUAUCCUUCCUCUAUAUUUUCAUUUUUAUUUUCUUCUUUUUUCUUGUUCUUCUUCUUCUUCUUCUUUUUCGAUCUCUCUUUCCGACCUUUAUCGAACAUAAAUUUCUUUCUAUUAUUAAUACCAACAAUACAUUAUUUCUCUUGCAUCUCUUCCUUCUGUUUCUUUUCUUUUCUUCUUUCUUUAUUCUCUCUCAUUUUCUUUAUUCACACCCAUUAUCUUUUUCUUCAUUUCUUUCUUCUAUUUUUCUAUCUUUUUUUUUUAAUAUUAAUUCUCUUUAUAAUUCUCUCUUUCAAGUCACUUCUCAAAGGAAAAUCGUUCCUCUGGUCUGUUCACAUUCAUCUAUCUAUCUAUCUAUCUAUCUAUCUAUCUAUCUAUCUAUCUAUCUAUGUCAAUCUGUUCGACAUCUGUCUAUGUGUUUAUCUUUUACGCUGGGAUUUGGGAAAUUACUUCCAGUUAUACAAAACGAUUUACAACUAA